This is a messenger RNA of Guyanagaster necrorhizus, 1272 nucleotides long. RefSeq lists its product as uncharacterized. The record is from RefSeq and is a predicted model, not a curated record. NCBI's taxonomy places the organism in Eukaryota, Fungi, Basidiomycota, Agaricomycetes, Agaricales, Physalacriaceae. The coding region runs from base 10 to 1149 and encodes 379 amino acids. The transcript is spliced from 9 exons.
GUUUCCGUCAUGUUGUUUCGCUCUUUCUACUUACUAGCGUCUCUCACUUUUGUUUUAUCCCAGGGUAAUCCUAACCCAACCGUCGGUGGGGAUCCCGACAAUGGUUGGCAAACAUUACCGCAAGUCAUCGAUGCUACUGCAUAUCCUAAUUGGAACGUGGGGGGCGGAAGCUUACCCGUAUAUCAAACCAGCGCCGUUGAUAAUGGAAACAUAACUAGGGCAGUGAUAGUUUUACCUGGACGAAACCGGGAUUGUUGGUUCUAUUGGAACGUCAUGAACAACGCUCUGUCGAACGCAACAAAGUCUGGGGCCGUUGUUGGACGCGAUAACAUAUCCAUCAUGGGACCGUGCUUUUUCACGCAAUCCGAUAUGAACGCAGGCGCGGCCCAAAGUGGCCAGAUGAUUUGGGGCACGACGACAUGGGUUAGUGGGCAUGAGAGUGUCUCUCAGCCAUAUCUCAGUAGUUUUGCGGUCCUUGACGGCUUGGUGGAUUACUACAUGAACACUCGUGUAUACCCGAAUCUGAAAACCGUCGUCGUCGCGGGUCAUUCUGCAGGCGCGCAAAUGACCCAGCGCUAUGCUGCUUUACGGAGAUCGACCGAGAACGAUGAUCGACUUCAUUUCUGGAUCGCCAAUCCCGGGUCGUUAUGCUGGUUAACAGAGGAUCGGCCGCUCCCCAAUGCGACGUGUGACGGUGUGGACGACUACAAGUAUGGGCUGUCAGGUCGCUUCCCUGCGUACUCUUCCGGGGAUGUCAACAGACAUGGUGUGGUAUCGAGAUAUAACAACAGGAGCGUACACUACGCCUGGGGUUUGAAGGAUAACGGUCCCGGAGACACGCGAUGUGAAGCAUUGACGCAAGGGAGCACCCAUUUAGAGAGGGGCAGAAAUUUUGUUGCAAUGCUGGAGGGCUUGGAGGGUUCCAUACCGUCAAGUGCAACCGUCGAUUGGGUCGAGGGUGUGUCACACUCGAAUGAGGACAUGAUGAAUAGCGAAGCUGGGAUUAACAAGUUGUUCCUGUACGACAAUGCUCCAAUUGCGAACGAGCCUCUUCCUCAGCUCAGGGCGAGCGAUGCAGCCAGGGGCAUGAUACCAUGGAUGUUCUAUCUCAUUCCCGCGAUAUCCUCCGUUCUUCUGCUUAGAUCCUAGAAAGUUGAAUACCGAAACUAUUAAUAGGUGCAUGUCUUGGCCUGGCACCCACAAGGGCAAAACAGUUCUGUUCCUUCAUUAUCUCUCAACGUUUUAAACAUCAUGUCCGCUCGUUCUAAGACC